AGGAUUGUGAACGUUGUGGUGUGGGAUUUGCUCUUGGUCCUCAUGUUUUUCGUUCCUGAUAACAUUAUCUCAUUAUACGGAACAUUAUCAAACUUUAGAUCGGGGUUGUUUCUUCUGGUUCCAGUUAUUAUACUGCUGGAUGCCACAAAUACAUGGAAUGAUGUCUGGGUUGAGAGAGGUGAACGCAAAUGGUGCAUACCGUUACUUGUUGUAUUUGUGUGCUAUAUAACAACACUUACAAUAUCAGGACUAAUGUUCGCUUGGUUCAACCCCUCAGGCCAUGAAUGCAAUCUUAAUGUGUUCUUUAUUGUCAUGACCAUCAUUCUCGCAUUUGGUUUUGUAAUUAUUACAUUGCAGGCUAAUGCAAGUCUUUUGCCAUCUUCUGUUAUUUCUGUGUACUGUUCGUAUGUGCUCUACAGUGCUCUCUCAAGUGAGUCUCGAGAUUACGCGUGCAAUGGUCUCAACAACAGUUCAAAAGGAGUAACCACGCGUAAGCUAAUUCUUGGUAUGCUCACAACAGUUAUCUCUGUCUUGUACUGUGCUUGCCGGGCUGGAUCCUCGCUAAAGUCAGGUGACAGAAACCCUUUUGUGAACUUUGAGCAGAGAAAGGACAGAGAACUUGAUGUUGUGCCAUUUGGUUAUUCCUAUACAUUUUUCCACCUGAUUUUCGCGUUCGCUAGCAUGCAUUCAAACAUGCUUAUUACAGGUUGGACUGGCUCACCGUCAUUCAACUCAGAGUUGAUUAAUGUUAGCUGGACAUCAACUUCGGUUCAAAUAUGCACUCAAUGGGCCACUGCUGUUCUUUAUGUUUGGUCUCUUGUAGCUCCUUUGUACUAUCCUGAUCACUACAUCCUAUUAGUUUAUAUCAGGAAUACCAGUAGCUGUACCGGUCACCUGAAAUACUUGUACAAACUAAUACUUAGGAGGAAGUUAGAAUAA
This is a messenger RNA of Papaver somniferum (opium poppy), 939 nucleotides long. Its product is annotated as serine incorporator 2-like. The annotation marks the transcript as partial. The record is from RefSeq and is a predicted model, not a curated record. Lineage: Eukaryota; Viridiplantae; Streptophyta; Magnoliopsida; Ranunculales; Papaveraceae. The transcript has 6 exons. Gene Ontology annotation, cellular component: membrane.